AGAUUUAGAAGCAAAAUGGCCGAUAGUUCAAGAAUCAUUGGAAAGAUCAGCGUCGUAGCAACACUUUACAGGAAUUCAGAGGCUAGUUUGUAAGUCUAAGCGAUAUAAAGGUCAGUAAUACAAAGGAGAGAUUGAACCUCGGGUAUUCGAACCUUGACGGCACUAAAGACAAAGCACGAUAGCGGAUUCCUCUAAGCUUUCGUUGUUGUUCGAAUUGACAGCUGAUUUCGUUUCAAAAUGUCGGUGAACUACGCUGCCGGUCUGUCUGAUUAUCCACACAAAGGGAAGUGCGGAUUACCUGAGGUAAGAAUCGUUUAACAAUGAUGUUUAGUAACAAUGAUUUUGUUUAAUUUAAUGUGCUUUGUCUGACGAAAUAUCAGAUAUACACUCGUAUAGGACUAGGUAAGCUGCCGCCGGUAAUUUCUACAUUAAACACUUAAGAUUAGAAAUACAAAAGUCUUCCUUUUCAAAAUUUGGAGCCACACUGUAGAAUGCAAAACCAACACAUUAUAAACAGCUUAAAUACGUCAAUUUCAAAAAACGAUUGCAUGAGACUCUCAAGCAGAUCCUAAAGGACCAAGACGAAUUUCUUGAACCGGUCAACAUUCUACAACUGACUUUCUCUUAGUGUUAAUCAUUUUGCUUGUAAAGCUAGCAUGCAUACAUAUACUUAAUUUUUACCCUUUUUUAUGUAAUUGAUUGUGCUUUAUUGUCUUACCUAAUUAAUCUUCCUUUUUCUUAUGACAUUUUUUUUUCUUAACAUGAUAUUUUACGAAUCUACCGAUUUUUUUUUUUCACAACCCGCCUCAAAUAGCCUUUGCCACUUGCGAGUUGUCUUUUAAUUAGUUUUGUAAGGGACUGAUUGUUUACCGGUAUUGUGUCCCACAGGCGGAGUGGAGGGGUUGGAGGGGGGGUACAAUUUUUUCUAAUGAUUAAACUGCACAAAUAUUUAUCUACAAAGGGAAACCGAACCGACACUAAUUUUGUAGUUGUAAGAGAAACGAUCAUUUUUUAUAUUUCCCCCUAGGCCUAAAUAUUACCAUGCAAGCUGUUUUAUAAUUUCAAAAAAGUAUGCCUCAUGACACUUCAAACUUUUAUAUAGCAGGUUCGUAAAGCCACAGGAGUCUGAGAACUGACUCUUCUCCGAACAUUUAUACUUGUGAUAGCACCUUAGUUUCAAGAAAAUAAUCCUUUCAACAGGAAGAGACCAAGAAACUGUCAAAUGUUGGAAAAAAGGAAGCUAUUCCUAUGCAAAAUACGCAUGAUUUGCUCGUUGGCACUCUAUCGAUAGUUACACCUAGUCUUAUUUCCAGCGUGUUGCGUUAUUUGACCCCGAUGCGUUUAGGCUUGUGACAAGGUUCAUUGCGUAUGCAAAUUUUUUUUCGUGGAACUUCACAACAAAAGAUGAAACAUGUGAAGUUCAUUUUCAAGAAGGAGAUUAUGAAUUAAACCUGGAGUGUUUAUUCGCGAUAUAACAGCUACGGUUUCAUGACAUUAUUAUAAAGAGUUAGUUACACCUAUUGUACGCAUAUUUCGGAAAUAUUUUUGAGAUAUCAUCGUUAUGAAAAAAAAAAACGAAACGACCGAAUCAAGCGAAACCUCCGAAACGAUUUCGCUUGAUUUGCUCUUCGUUUUGGUUUUGGUUUUGGUCGUUUUGGUGCUUUCGCUCGUUUUGUUCCGAUGGUUUCAUUUUGUUGUUUCGGGUUUUAGCUGAGGGCAAACGAGAAGCGAACAAAUGAAUAAAGUUCAUCAGAUAUGGCUUUUCAGACAGUAUUCCAGUUACAUUUUACCAAGAGACUUCAAGUUAUUAUGCUCCAUGUUUACUAUCCGUUUAGCGUUCUAAGUAACUGUUUUUCCUGGAACGAUCUUGCCGACUCAUCCGUUUUCAAACGUUUCCAGCUGUCCGUUUGUGGACUUGGGUCAAUCGUUUAACGGUUUAAGCUAUCCGUUUUGGGAUUUUGGUCAACCGUUUAACGUUUCAAGCUAACCGUUUAUAUUUUUGGUCAACCGUUUAACGCUUCAAGCUAUCCGUUUUUGGACUUUAGGCAACCGUUUAAAUUUUUUGCUAUCCAUUUAAAGAGUUAUGGAAACCAUUUAAACGCUUGAGUUAACCGUUUACUAUCCGUUUAGAACCGUUUUUCUUGACCGUUGAACGGAAAAGCGUUAGUGUCCAUUUUCCCAAAGAGGGUCACAAAUUUUGUUUAAUUUCCUGAGAGCAUUUUAUCAUUACAUCGGGAUGAAUAAUUAUUUCACUUUGUAUUGGUGUUUUUGUGUCAGGAUUUCCUUUAUCCUCUUACUGAUUACAUUGUAAGUGGAGUGAAGUGGAUCCAAAUGUGAAGCCACAGACCUUGGUUGAGACUUUGACCAAGCCAAGUACAAUUCUAUCCCAGAGUAUAAUGUAGCUCACAUAACUUUGUUGACUUAUCCUUGUUAACAUGCACAGCUGAGUGUAGCUUCAGUGGUAUGAAGAGACAGUCUGCAAACUCCUUUACGAAGGACCAUGACAGACGAGAGACUGAGCCCUCUUGCAAUUCUGCACAUACACAAGCUCAAGGCAAAAACUGAUGUUGAUAGCAUUUUAUAAAAUAACUGAGAUAGUUUGCGCGUUCUGAUUGGUUAAAAACCUUUAGUUUAUUGUGCCGGUAAACUCAUAAAAAACAUGAAGUUAUUUUAUAAAAGCAAUAGACCACGCUUUCUAUGGGUUCACUGGCAUGAUAACACACUGGGGAUGUUGGGAGAACACGAGAAAAGCCUGUAAAUCACUCAUCGUGGGCUCGUGAUUUACAAGCUUUUCUUCAUGUUCUCCCAACAUCCUGCGAGGGUUAUUAUGCCAGUAAACCCAUAGAAAGUGUGUUCUGUUGCUUAAAUAACGUCAGCAUUACAGCUGUAGCAUUAAAAGCUAAACAAACAGGACAAAGUCUUGAAAUUCACUUCUGUGACUUCCGCUGCAGAGCAGUCGAAGUUUCUCAUCUGAAAAUGGCGUCAAAUGAAUUUAAUAGUCUUCGAAAAACCUUCAAUAUUAAAAUCAUGACUUUUCCUUCAGCAUUAGAAACUUUUGGUUGCUACUGCAUGAAGUAAAAACUGAUAAAAAGUCAGGUUUCAUACAUUGUGUAUUACAUGUGACAUCAGUAUGCCAUUAACUUUUGCAAGUUUGUAGCGUUUUCUAUCUUACUAUGAACACGAACGGUACACUCAGAGGUUUCUUUUACCAUUUAUUCAGCGUUAUCUACGCCUCCCUACUUUUUGCCGUCUGUUUUGUGGAAACUUUUGAAAGGCUCGCAAAACAUUCCAGUUGUUGAAAAUGAUUCACAGGGGCUAUUCAAGAUCAUAUUUGAAUCUCUUUUUAAUUUACGCCGGCACGUGAGAUACAUGUAGAUACAAACCUUCACAAAUUUAAAAACAGUUGUGAUAGUUCAAAAGAUAGACUUGAUACAAAAAUGCUGAGUCAAUUUUCCAAACUUCAAGAUAAAACCCGUUUUGUCCUUUUUUAUCACCUAAAAACUUAAACUUAACUUCGCUUAAAUGGUGGACACAAGUGUAUGUAGUUGGUGGGUGCAUUCGCUGUACGUGUGAAUGGUCAUUGUUAUGUUUCUUGAGAAAUAAAUCAUUUCUCGAUAUCCUUUCAAGUGGUGACUAUGAAAAAAUCUGGUUUCUCGAAACUCGAGACUCGGUUUACCCGUUUCGAAACUCGAUUCGUUCGAGGCUCAAGUAUUGUUCCAGUGUUGUCUCUUAUCUAGGAAGAUUGAAGGGCCUCUUCUCGUAGGGUAUAAAUUGAUAAACAACAACUUCUUCAAAGAACAAUCUUUCCAGCAAUACCUCUUUUUGGAUAUUCUGACCAAUCCUGUCAGAGUUACACUCACCAAAAAGGUAUCAUUUUGAGGAAAAAUUCACUGCUAAUUUCGCUGUCUACAUACUACUCUUUAAAGAUUCAGUUUUGCCCCUUUCCUAAGAAGUUAGCCAGCCACAAUUCCAGGCAAAAGAAGGACAAUAAAGUGGGCAACAAGACUGUUAAUAAACAAGAAAGGCAAAGGGAAAAAAGAGAGCAAGAGAGAAAGAACAGAUAAAUAGAUUCGCAAAAAAAGGGUCCAAAUUUUGGCUUUUGUGCAUGCGUGAAAAACAAAAAGGCUGAGUGUUUAAUUACGUCAGAUUAGUCGAAAAAUAUGCCUUUUUCUUGCAAAACUUGUUUUUAGCCUUUUAUAUGCUAAUUAGCAGAAAACUAGUCCAAAGAAGAGGAAUUUGUAAAAAAUACAGUUUUUUGCUACUUGCCGGCCAUCACCAAAGCAUCAAUAAAGUUACUAAUCUUUUUUAAUUGGGCUCCUAGAAAUGCAGCUCAGGCUCCUAACUUUUUUCUGAUUGUAAUAAACAAUCAGUCCCCAACAAGGUUUUUGAAAUAUAAUAAAGUUGCUUUUUUUGCGUUUUAUUGUUUUUCAAUCUGUAGGUUUUUGACUCUCCUGAGCAGCUGGAUGUAAAAAUGGCAGAUUUGAUACAGCUUUUUCGUGAAUCGAAAUACAUUUUGAUUCACACAGGUGCGGGUGUUAGCACUGCAGCUGGUAUUCCUGAUUUCAGGGGACCAAAAGGUGUUUGGACUUUGGAAGAAAAAGGAUUAGCUCCUCAGAUGGACACUACAUUAUUUUGA
Messenger RNA from Porites evermanni, 4636 nucleotides. NCBI's taxonomy places the organism in Eukaryota, Metazoa, Cnidaria, Anthozoa, Scleractinia, Poritidae. The record is from the annotation of a GenBank genome assembly.